Messenger RNA from Nestor notabilis (Kea), 312 nucleotides. It is a transcript of the gene MRPL57, whose product is annotated as mitochondrial ribosomal protein L57. The transcript has a single exon. The record is from RefSeq and is a predicted model, not a curated record. Gene Ontology annotation, biological process: mitochondrial translation. Gene Ontology annotation, cellular component: mitochondrial ribosome. NCBI's taxonomy places the organism in Eukaryota, Metazoa, Chordata, Aves, Psittaciformes, Psittacidae. Bases 1 to 312 code for a protein of 103 amino acids. Gene Ontology annotation, molecular function: structural constituent of ribosome.
AUGUUUUUAACAACGGUAUUAUUCCGAAAGAGAAUUCCUGGAAAGCAAUGGAUUGGGAAGUACAGGCGACCAAGAGUGGUUACCCUUCCAAUGAAGCAAGCAAUGAUCCGAAGGUUGGAAAUUGAAGCAGAAAAUGAAUAUUGGCUGAGUCAACCUUACCUGACACGGGAACAGGAGUACAAACAUAACACAGAAGAGAGACGUGCAAGAUGGGAGGCUUUAAAAAGCCGGAUGAGAGCCAAGUUGCCUGAGCACAGAUACAUCAGUGAUCACUUAAACCACUUAAAUGUGACAAGAAAGUGGACAGCUUGA